AUGGCAGCAGAACCCUCUCAGAAACCUGUCCCUCUUCACCCAGCAUACUCGGUCACGAACAUUCAAACAAAGAUUCGGACCCUCGACGGCUCCAAGGUGACCUAUUCAUCCUGGAUUAAACUCUUCAAGCUCCAUGCCGUGGCCUAUAAGGUCAGUGAUCAUCUUGAUGAAACCGAACCUCCACCUGAGACAUCAGCCGAUUAUGCAUCCUGGAAAGAAAUUGAUGCCCUGGUUUUGCAGUGGAUUUAUAGCACGAUAUCAGAUAAUCUUCUGGUUCGGGUCUUGGAAACCGACUCAACAGCACGGGAUGCUUGGGUCAAGAUUGAGAAGAUUUUCUUAAGCAACAAGAAAGCACGAGCGGCUGCCCUGGAAACAAAAUUUGUCAACCUUACACUGUCGGCAUGCUCUUCUCUUGACGAUUACUGCCAACAACUGCAAGAUCUUGCUAAUCAACUCGGAGACGUUGAUCAGCUCAACGCUGACUGGGAUCUAGCUCAAACUAUGCUCAAAGAUGAGGUCAUACGCCAAGCUGCUCGCCAAAGCCCUUCAUCGGUCCUUAUCACCCCUCAAGCCCAAAACACUCAACAACCGCCUUCCACCCAGCCACCACCUUCUCAACCUUCCCAGCACCCUAACUUGCCACCUUCAGGUUACCAACGAGGUCAAGGAAGGGGACGAAGGCAAGGUUACCGAGGUCGCGGAGGUCGCGGGCGUGGGGGUGAACGUUUUCAGCAGCCUAUCAACAGCCCUUGGUCUUACCAAACAGCAGGAUACCCUCAAUGGGCAUGGUGGAAUACGCCUCCCUGCCCGUACCCAACUUAG
Molecule: messenger RNA, 822 nt
Organism: Erigeron canadensis
Lineage: Eukaryota; Viridiplantae; Streptophyta; Magnoliopsida; Asterales; Asteraceae
Exons: 2
Coding region: 1-822 (273 amino acids)
Source: RefSeq, a predicted model, not a curated record